Molecule: messenger RNA, 1608 nt
Organism: Drosophila persimilis
Lineage: Eukaryota; Metazoa; Arthropoda; Insecta; Diptera; Drosophilidae
Product: transmembrane protein 26
Exons: 7
Coding region: 1-1608 (535 amino acids)
Source: RefSeq, a predicted model, not a curated record
AUGGCCAAGAUAAUAUCCACGAUAAAGGCCAUCCUCACGAGGAUCAUCUUCAGUGCCCACAGUCUGCUGGCCAUUUGGCAGGUGACGACGUUCAAGGACGACAUCAUCUACUGGACACUAUGCGGACCCCUGCUGCUGCUGCUGCUCGAGGGCAUUUUCACCAUCAUGAUCAAGAAGACGCAGGAGUGGCGCUGGUUCUGCCCCUCCGUGUUUCUAUACCUGAGCAGCAUUGUGCCCGCCAUUUGGCUGUUGGAGCUGGACAAGAUUGAGCGUCGCCUGCAGAUAAUCAAUGCCUCGCUGACCAGCUCGAAUGCCACCAGCACCAAUCCGAACAACUUCAGCAGCCCCAGCAGCAGCCUCAUCAGCGGCCCCAGCGGCAGCAGCAACAGCAGUGGCAUGGAUCCAGUGGCGGAUCUGCUGGACGAUGCGGGCAUCAAGCUGCCCGUCAUCAGUGCGGACACCUGGACCACCCUGAUUGAGCAGUUCCUGAUGCUCAUUCUGAUCGUUGGCCGCUGGCUGCUGCCCAAGGGAGAUCUCACGCGGGAUCAGCUGAGUCAGCUUCUGCUGGUCUACAUUGGCACGGCGGCGGACAUCAUUGAGUUUUUCGACUCCUAUAAGGAUGAUUCCAUUGCACGCAUUGGCUUCCUGGUCUACCUGACGCUGGGCAUCUGGUCCUGGAGUCUCAUGCAGUUCACGAUUGUGCUCUCGGCCACACGGGGAAGACGACCCCGGGGCAGUGGCUCGCACCAGAAAGAGGAACACACGGACUGCUGCCAGAACUGCUGCUGUGGCAUUGAUGUGUGGGGCAUUGUCCUCAAUGUCAUACUGCAGGACGCUCCGUUCCUCACCUUCCGCCUGCUGAUCAUCUUCCAGUACAAGAUUAUCAACUACAUGAAUGUCUUCUUUACAUGUAAAAACUCUCUGGUGAUCAUCCUGCAGCUGUAUCGGCUGUACGUGGUCAACGCGGAAUUCUGGAAGAGUCGUCGGGAGAGUCGGAUGGCCAAGUCGCGCCAGUUCCAGUCGCGUCGUCGAGUCCAGGACGCAGACCAGAACAGCAUCUACAUGAUAUCCAAUGAGCGUGGCGGCGAUGUUAAAAAGAAAAUCAAAAAGGCCAAAGACAAAGACUAUGCCAUACAGGAGGCCAGCUACAGCAAAAAGAAAAAGGACAAAAAGGACAAGAAGAAGCGAAAACACAAGGACACGGGAUACUCCACGGCCAGCUCACAGAAUCUGUAUUCCACGAAGGCCAGCGGCACCGAGAAGGAUCCGCGACGCAAGGACAAAAAAGGCAAAAAGUCGAAGCGCAUCUGCAGCAGCUCCCCCAGCGACUGCGACCUGGCCAACGCCAAGAAGCAGAAGCGCGCCAAGAACGCCGAAAAAAACGAUAAGAAGAAAACCCGCAAGAUCGAAGUCAUUGAAGAGUCGAACAGCUCGAGCAGCAGCAGCAGCUCCGACUCGAGCAACUCGACGCUGCCCAGCUACGAGGUGAUCGACGAGAAGAAGGCGAAGGCCCGAAGGCGCAAGCAGCGGGGCGGCAGUAGCAGCGACAGCAGCUCCUCGGAAAGCAGCUCGGAGAGCUCCUCCUCCUCAUCCUCGUCCUCAUCGUGA